AUGCAACGCACACUUCGCCAUUUGGCACCAAGGGCUCUUUCAAGACAAUCCCAGAUUCUCGUUCCAAGCUUUAACUACGCACGUGGAUUUAAUACAUCGGGUGCAUGCAACGAUAAAUCCUCAAAUGAAAACCAGUAUAAAAACUUUCCUUGGAAAUUGAGCACAGACCCACUUCGUAUUCCCGAUUAUCCUUACAAAUCUGCUCCUGAUACAUGGUCAUUCCUCAACAUUCUACCCAGGGGUAUCCAGCACUCAAUGAGUCAGUUUCUAUGCAAUAGAAUGCUUGAAUUGAAUACUGGAUCCUCAUAUUUUCCCGAGCAAUUUUUGGUUGGAGCUAGCAUGGCAUCCCGCCGCGCACUCGAUGUCCUGUCCAACCACUUGAGUCAUCCUAAUGAUCCUGUUCCAGCUGAGCUGCAAUCAAUGUUGAGCCCUGAACUUCUUUAUAGACUGACAGAAGCAGCUAAAGAGACUUUACAGGAGGGUGACGUGGUGUCGCUGAGCGUACCACAGGUGUAUGAUGUCAAUGUGGGUGACAUCUGGGUAACACUUGGAAACUCCAAUGCAACCACCAACCCUCGAAAAUAUGAACUUAUUGAGUGGAUGACUCUUCAGCUCGGCUUAAAACGGUCUGUAGUGGACGAUGUUGAUGAAAACUUUAAGGACUACAGGGCACGCGUCUCAAAAGGACUUAUGGAGGGUGCUCAUGUUGCUGUGGAUGUACUUAUUGAUGCCGACGUGGAAUUUAGUAUUACGCGUGGGGAGAAGGUCUUGGUUAAAGACCAAGGAAGACGAGAGUUAAUUAUGCGUUUUGAGACUCCAUACUUUGAACCUGCACAUGAUAUGGUAUCUGGGCGCGAUGAGAUGGGUGAACCAAUCAACGAAUGGAGGUGGCGCAUUGCAGAUGUGGAUCAUUGGUUGGAGAAGGAGAAACUUGAUAGAGAAAAUGAGGACGAAGAUGAAGAUUAA
Molecule: messenger RNA, 966 nt
Organism: Phycomyces blakesleeanus NRRL 1555(-)
Lineage: Eukaryota; Fungi; Mucoromycota; Mucoromycetes; Mucorales; Phycomycetaceae
Exons: 3
Coding region: 1-966 (321 amino acids)
Source: RefSeq, a predicted model, not a curated record